This is a messenger RNA of Sphenostylis stenocarpa, 273 nucleotides long. The record is from the annotation of a GenBank genome assembly. NCBI's taxonomy places the organism in Eukaryota, Viridiplantae, Streptophyta, Magnoliopsida, Fabales, Fabaceae.
AUGAUUACAGCCUCUAGGGUUUCUCAGAGAUCUUGUUCCAUAGCCAUUUUGGCAUUCUGUCCACCUCCAUUAAAUGGAAUGUCUGGAAUCACCCAAAAUGGUGACAAUUGGAGGUGGCCAGUAGGCCAAACGGGCUCUGUGAAUCUGUCUCUGAGAAACCCCUUGUGGGCUCAGUUCUCUUUCUGUUGUGGAUAUUUGCAUGCGCUUCCACUUGUUGAAAACCCAUUGGCUAUUGUGAGACCCAUUGUAGCAGUUGCAGCAUUGGAUUCCUAG